AUGGCCCUCUCUCGUGCACUGUGGCUCUCGGGCCUCUUGCUCGCCCCCUCUGUUGGCGCCCAGGCCUACGAGCCUGGUGAUCGCAACGAAGAUGCCUUCCAGUGGAUCCAGCCUCUCGACACUACCAUCCUCGGCCAGUACGGCCACAGCCCGUCCUUUCUCCCGACUCCCAAUACCACCGGAGCUGGCGGCUGGGAGGCGGCUCUCGAAAAGGCCCGCGACUUCGUCUCCAAGCUGACUCUGGAGGAGAAGGCCGAUAUGGUGACCGGUGUCCCCGGUCCCUGCGUGGGGAACAUCCUUCCCAUCCCUCGUCUGGGCUUUGACGGCCUCUGUCUUCAGGAUGGUCCUCUGUCGGUCCGCGUGGCCGACUACGCUAGCGUCUUUCAGGCUGGCGUCUCUGCCGCCUCGACCUGGGACAAGGACAUCAUCUACGAGCGCGGUUUGGCCAUGGGCUCCGAAUAUAGAAAGAAGGGAGCCCACAUCGCCCUCACACCCUGCUCCGGACCCCUCGGUCGCUCGGCCUACUCCGGCCGCAACUGGGAGGGUUUCAGCCCGGACCCUUACCUGUCCGGUCUUGCCAUGGAGAAGAGCGUCCAGGGACUUCAGGAUGCCGGUGUCCAGGCCACCCCCAAGCACUUCAUCGGCAACGAGCAGGAGACUAUGCGCAACCCCGUCUUCGACCCCAACGGCACCGUCACAGACGUCCUCUACGAGGCCCUGUCCGCUAACAUGGACGACCGCACCAUGCACGAGCUGUACCUGUGGCCCUUUGCCAACGCGAUCCACGCCAAGGCCUCCAGCAUCAUGUGCGCCUACCAGAGGCUCAACGGUUCCUACUCCUGCCAGAAUUCCAAGGCCCUCAAUGGCCUCCUCAAGGAGGAGCUCGGCUUCCAGGGAUACGUCAUGUCCGACUGGGGCGCUACUCACUCCGGUGUAGCCUCUAUCGAGCAGGGUCUCGACAUGAACAUGCCCGGUGGCCUUGGCAACUACGGCACCGAUUGGGACGCCGGCUCCUACUUUGGAAAGAACGUGACCAUUGCUGUCAACAACGGCACCGUUGCCGAGUCGCGCAUCGACGACAUGAUCUUGCGUAUCAUGACGCCCUACUACUGGCUCGGCCAGGACAAUGGCUUCCCCAGCAUCGACGCCUCUAGCGGUGACCUCAACACCUUCUCCCCCAAGUCGACCUGGAGGUACAACUUCACCUUCACCGGCGAACGUAGCCGUGACGUCCGCGAUAACCAUGGAGAUCUCAUCCGCAGGCACGGCGCCGCUGCCACCGUGCUCCUGAAGAACGAGAAGAAGGCUCUGCCCCUCAAGGCGCCCAAGUCUAUCGGUGUGUUUGGAAACGAUGCCGGCGACAUCACCGAGGGCUUCUACAACCAGGUCAAUUUCGAGUACGGCACCCUCGUCACCGGCGGUGGCUCCGGCACCGGCCGCCUAACCUACCUGGUCAGCCCCUUGACCGCCAUCAAUGAGCGUGCCAAGAAGGACAAUGCCCUGGUCCAGCAAUGGCUCAACAACACCCUCAUAGCCACCUCUGACGUGCGCGAUCUCUGGGUCCCCACCCCACCCGAGGUCUGCCUCGUCUUCCUCAAGACCUGGGCCGAGGAGGCCGCCGACCGUGAGUCUCUCAGCGUCGACUGGGACGGUGACGACGUGGUCCUGUCCGUCGCCAGCCAGUGCAACAACACCGUCGUCGUCACCCACUCAUCUGGAAUCAACACCCUCCCCUGGGCCGACCACCCCAACGUCACCGCCAUUGUGGCCGCCCACUACCCGGGCCAGGAGUCCGGCAACUCUCUCGUCGACAUCCUCUACGGUGAUGUCAACCCUACCGGCAAGCUUCCCUACACCAUUGCCUACAACGGAAGCGACUACAACGCCCCGCCGACCACCGGCAUCAACUCUACCGGUGUCGAGGACUGGCAGUCGUGGUUCGAUGAGAAGCUUGAGAUCGACUACCGCUACUUUGACGCCCACAACAUCUCGGUCCUCUACGAAUUCGGCCACGGCCUCUCCUACACCACCUUUGAGCUCGGAAAGCUCGAGGGCAAGCCCGCCGUCGAGUCGAUUACCUCCGAGCCCGAGAAGCUUCCGGUCCAGCCCGGUGGCAACCCUGCCCUCUGGGAGACCGUCUACACUUUCACCACCGAGGUCACCAACACCGGCGAUGUCGACGGCGCCACUGUGGCCCAGCUCUACGUCAGCUUCCCCGACAGCACUCCCGAGGGUACACCCGUCCGCCAGCUACGCGGCUUCGACAAGGUCUUUCUCGCCCCGGGAAAGACGGCCAAGGCCAGCUUUGACCUGCUGCGUCGCGACCUCAGCUACUGGGACAUCAAGUCUCAACAGUGGCUCAUCCCUGAGGGCGAAUUCACGCUCUCCGUCGGCUUCAGCAGCAGGGACCUCAAGCAGUCCACAAAGGUGACUGUUGUUUCGGCGUGA
This is a messenger RNA of Geosmithia morbida, 2448 nucleotides long. Its product is annotated as beta-glucosidase. The record is from RefSeq and is a predicted model, not a curated record. Gene Ontology annotation, molecular function: beta-glucosidase activity. The coding region runs from base 1 to 2448 and encodes 815 amino acids. NCBI's taxonomy places the organism in Eukaryota, Fungi, Ascomycota, Sordariomycetes, Hypocreales, Bionectriaceae. The transcript is spliced from 2 exons. Gene Ontology annotation, biological process: glucan catabolic process.